AUGCGUGACAAGCUCCUCGCCCUUACCUGGGGCCUCUCCUUCCACGGAGCAAGUGCUGAGCUCAUCAAUCGUGCCAUUUCACAAUGGCUCUGGCCGUCUUCGAUCACGGUCGGGAACUAUCUCUACGUAACGGGUGGUGAGCAGUAUUGGCCUUCGUCAGGUAACAUUACACAUGAACCCGGUACCUAUGUCGUCGAUCUCACAACUUCAUGGACCAACGAGACGAUUGUACCUGUCGGCGGACAGCCGGUGAAUAGUCCUUCGGACAUGCGACCCUCCAGACAGCCACUCCUAUACUACGAUGCAAUACACAGUACAGUCAACAGAUGGGCCGGCUGGCCUUACGAUGGAGACGACUACCCGACCACAUUGUGGUCUUUCGAAGUCGGAUCCGGCACUGUCGACUGGCAGCAAGGCGCCAACGUCUCCUCCAACGCAUCUUCGUCGGUCUCAAACGGUCCUUUCGCUGCCGCGAUAGCCUACUCCAACACCACCUACUUUAAUCUAGGAGGCAACAUCAAAGCGACAAAUGCAGAAGCCGAUAUGACAGUUCUUCCUGGGCUUGUUAUGCAGGACUUCGGCACUCACCCCUGGAGCAAUGUAAGCUUCGAGCUUUACGCCCAGACUCAGUUUCGCACCCAGGCUCGCGCAGCGUAUGUGCCUAAUUUUGGAAGCAAGGGAUACCUCGUUGCGGUGGGAGGGGAGAAUCCGGUGACAGAAGCGUCGGUGUACGAGACGGGUUAUGAGAUGACGGAUAUGGCGGACAUCACGCUCUAUGAUGUUGCUACCGGGAAAUGGUAUCAGCAGACAGCGGCAGGCGAUAUCCCUCCUCCAAGAUCAGAGUUCUGUGCAGUUGGUGCUGCGUCUCAACGGGAAACAUUUGAACUAUUCGUAUACGGCGGCUCCGUCAACUCCUCAGACGAAGCCAACAAGCCGGCCGACGACGGUUACCUCAACGUCUACGCACUAUCGAUCCCAGCUUUUCGAUGGUUCAUGUCCAAUUCCUCGACCACGCAGAGAAGAGCUUGUCACGCGUGCAGCAUUGUAGGGAACCGGCAGAUGAUUUCUAUUGGAGGCAGGCUGGUCAACACCGCGACGACCCUCGGUAUGCAGCAAGAUCCUUGGACGAGCAGUAUUGGAGUCUUCGAUAUGACUGCGUUUGCGUGGACGGACGCAUAUGAUCCUCAUGCGGCUGCGUAUGACUCGCCGGAUCCGGUCAAGCAGUACUAUACUUCUGAGUAUGAGGAGCCGACCUGGGCGGAUCCCGCUUUGGCACAAGUGUUCCACAUGUCGUCGAGAUACUACCAGGUACAGAACACCUCAACAAACCCCACCUCUUCACAGCCCGCAAACGGCAAGUCGAGCAAAACGCCAACAGGAGCCAUAGUCGGAGGCGUCAUCGGCGGCGUGGCAUUCAUAGCCAUCUUAUGCAUAACAGGAUGGCUCUGGCUACGCCGACGACGAAGACAGGCCGUGCCAACAGAAGAGACAUAUCCAGAAGAUGGCAAACCACCGUACAUAGAUUUCCCCGAGCCUGCGGCGCCGACGUACGAAGUCGACGGAGCGGUCUACAAGCUCGCGCCGGUUGAGUUGUCUUCGAAUUCGGAUGCUAUUGCUGAGCUUCCUGGGCAUGGGGCCGGGACGGGAGAUGAUGCUGGAGCUGGGAAUAGGGGAAGUCGAUACGAUGAGUAG
Messenger RNA from Zasmidium cellare ATCC 36951, 1692 nucleotides. RefSeq lists its product as uncharacterized. Gene Ontology annotation, cellular component: cell cortex of cell tip. The transcript is spliced from 5 exons. Bases 1 to 1692 code for a protein of 563 amino acids. NCBI's taxonomy places the organism in Eukaryota, Fungi, Ascomycota, Dothideomycetes, Mycosphaerellales, Mycosphaerellaceae. The record is from RefSeq and is a predicted model, not a curated record.